Tarenaya hassleriana is the source of this 2116-nucleotide messenger RNA. RefSeq names its product dihydroxy-acid dehydratase, chloroplastic-like. The record is from RefSeq and is a predicted model, not a curated record. Gene Ontology annotation, biological process: branched-chain amino acid biosynthetic process. Gene Ontology annotation, molecular function: dihydroxy-acid dehydratase activity. The transcript is spliced from 15 exons. Bases 63 to 1883 code for a protein of 606 amino acids. Gene Ontology annotation, cellular component: chloroplast stroma. Lineage: Eukaryota; Viridiplantae; Streptophyta; Magnoliopsida; Brassicales; Cleomaceae.
CCCCAAUCUCUGAAAACCAUAUCUUAAACCCUUAAAUCGCUCACCUCUCUCCACGCGCCGCCAUGCAAGCCGCCAUUGUUUCCGCACGCGCCACCGUCUUCCCUUCCCACAAUGCACCCUCCGGGGACCAUCGCCGCCGGAGACCCACCUUCCUCUGCGCCGUCGCCGCCGACCCCUCGCCGCCUCCCACCGCUGCCGGAGACGUCUUGAAGCUCAACAAGUACAGCUCCCGGAUCACGGAGCCGAAAUCGCAAGGUGGGUCGCAGGCAAUUCUCCACGGCGUGGGUUUAUCCGAGGACGAUAUGUCGAAGCCCCAAAUCGGGAUUUCGUCGGUGUGGUACGAAGGGAACACCUGUAAUAUGCAUUUGCUGAAGUUAUCGGAGGCGGUGAAAGAGGGGGUUGAAGGGGCGGGAAUGGUGGGGUUCAGAUUCAACACCAUUGGUGUCAGUGAUGCAAUCUCCAUGGGAACAAGAGGGAUGUGCUUCAGUUUGCAAUCGAGGGAUUUGAUUGCUGAUAGUAUUGAGACCGUGAUGAGUGCCCAAUGGUAUGAUGGGAACAUAUCCAUUCCUGGAUGCGACAAAAAUAUGCCUGGAACAAUUAUGGCUAUGGGAAGGCUUAACCGACCUGGCAUUAUGGUUUAUGGAGGAACCAUCAAGCCCGGUCACUUUCAGGAUAAAACAUAUGACAUUGUAUCUGCUUUUCAGUGUUAUGGAGAGUAUGUUAGUGGAGCUAUAAGUGACGAAGAGAGAAAGAAUGUCCUCCUCCGCUCCUGUCCGGGAGCAGGAGCAUGUGGUGGCAUGUACACUGCUAAUACGAUGGCGUCUGCAAUUGAAGCUAUGGGAAUGUCUCUUCCUUACAGCUCUUCGAUACCUGCUGAGGACCCGUUGAAGUUGGAUGAGUGUCGUUUAGCUGGAAAAUAUUUGCUGGAAUUGCUAAAGAUGGACUUGAAACCGCGUGACAUAAUCACGCCAAAUUCACUUCGUAAUGCCAUGGUCACUGUCAUGGCCCUAGGAGGAUCCACCAAUGCCGUUUUGCAUCUGAUUGCUAUCGCUAGGUCUGUUGGUCUGGAGUUAACCCUCGAUGAUUUCCAGAAGGUCAGCGAUGAAGUUCCAUUUUUAGCUGAUCUCAAACCCAGUGGGAAAUAUGUUAUGGAGGAUAUACAUAAGAUAGGUGGAACUCCUGCUGUUAUUCGCCAUCUAUUAGAGCUAGGCUUUAUGGAUGGGGAUUGUAUCACAGUGACGGGGAAGACGUUGGGCCAAAAUGUAGAAAAUGUCCCACGUUUACCAGAUGAUCAGGAUAUAAUCAGACCUCUGUCAAACCCAAUCAAGAAGACUGGUCACAUCCAAAUCCUGAGAGGAGAUCUUGCACCAGAAGGUUCUGUAGCAAAAAUCACAGGGAAAGAGGGACUGUAUUUCUCUGGUCCGGCACUUGUCUUCGAAGGAGAGGAAUCUAUGAUUGCUGCUAUUACUGAAGACCCUAUGAGCUUUAAGGGUAAAGUGGUUGUAAUAAGGGGAGAGGGACCUAAAGGAGGUCCAGGCAUGCCUGAGAUGUUGACACCAACAAGUGCAAUAAUGGGUGCCGGUCUCGGGAAGGAGGUUGCUCUUCUGACUGACGGUAGGUUCUCAGGAGGAUCACACGGCUUUGUCGUUGGCCACAUUUGCCCUGAAGCACAGGAGGGUGGUCCGAUCGGUCUGAUACAGAAUGGAGACAUCAUCACCAUUGACAUAGGAAAGAGGAGAAUAGACACACAGGUCUCGAAGGAGGAAAUGAACGAUCGUAGAAAGAAGUGGACACCUCCCCAGUAUAAGGUUAACCGUGGAGUCCUAUACAAGUACAUUAAGAACGUGAAAUCAGCUUCAGAGGGAUGUGUGACCGAUGAGUGAAGUGAAGAUGUUGAAGUGAAACGUGGAAUUUCUGUGUAGGGCAUGCAUCUUCUUCUUCUUCAGCAUCUCUGCAACCCUCGUUCGAUUUCUUGCCUAAUUUCAGUUUAUGUAACCAAAACUGGAAUCUGACUCUUUACAAGCACCUCUUUUUCCUUUUCUUUCACGCUGUCACAUUUCUCACUCAUGUUGUCUGAUCACAACAAGAAUCCCUCCUUCUGCUCUUUUACUAAUUA